CAUUGAUACGUACGUACCUAGGACCUACAUUCACAUACAAACAAUAUUCCAACGCCAUUUUUUGCGCCAAUUUAAUUAGAACUUGAAUUCAAUUACUUAAUCAGCAAAUUUCGAUAUCUCUACUUCCAUCUGGAGGACGCCAUGAAUCACCAUACAAAGUCAUUGUCAUUCUUCAUUCUUCUAUUCGUGAUAAAAGACAUUUCACCAGCGCAGAUUGCCUUACCUUCCUUCAAAUACGACAUUUCAUCAUCUUUGCCUGACUUGAUUAUCAAAAUAUUCGAAAACGCCGAAGAUUCAAAUAUCGAUACCACAGUGAUCACAGCAUUCGAUAACGGAAGGAAUGGCAUAGAAUUGGAAUACAAUAUAACCGAGGCGGCGAACCCUACUUCUUUACAAUCAAAAAUCAUAUUUUACGACACCAGAUUUCGCGUUCUGCCUAUUUACUCAUGGCAUAAAAGAGAAGGCCCGCCAUUUACGCUGGAAGCUUGGAAGCUGUCCGAUAGUAAAAUUCGUUUAUCGACCAAAAGAGUCGGAAUCGAAUUACGAGGACAAAUUCGUGCAAAAAGGGACCAGUAUUACGCUAGUUACUGGACAAACUUGCAUUUCGAGGACUUCGUAUUGGACGCGAUUCGAGUAUCUAAAGAUCCUAAUGACGUUAAAUUUUCUUUCAAAUUGACGUAUAAAUCAUGCGACUUCAAAGACGACGACGGCCGCGGCGUGGAUCGCGACAUAGGCUGGCCCAGAGGUGAAUUAACAAUCAAGGAGAGAAGACCGUUGAUAAAUUACAUGAAACGCAUAAUACCCAAAGUGCUAAACGAAUACAUGAAUCGUAAUCCACAAUUUUCACAGGCCUUUUACCAAAUUACCAAAAUCUACGAUCAACCAUUCGAAACUGUCUCAGCUAAUCGGAAUUUGAAAAACGAUCGACACCUGUAUUACUACUUAAUACCACAAACUCGUUUUUACCAGUUUUAUUUGAGAAAUAUUAUUAUCCAGGGGUUACUGAAUUUCGACUCGUUAGACGUCGAGAGGAACUCAUUCUACUACGAGUACACUCGUACAUUAUUGAUGAAAAAUAUUCGUGGAAAUAUGACUUUGGAUUACCUCUCGGAAAUUCAGAAACCUUUAGAUUUGAAUUUCGUGAUUGAUUACCUUUCGAUUUCGAUUAAAAAUGGAACCGAUUUCAUGCACGUGGAAGCGAGAAGUUACAGCAUUAAUCGUACGACUGGUGCUGCUUUGACUCAUCGACAAUCGGCGAGCAUAAUUCAAAAAAUAGAAUGCGCUUUGGCUACUGAGUUGAUGCCAUCGAAAAGAGCUUGGAAAACGUGCGAUAUUAAACCUGACAUCGACCGAAUUGAAAUCACGAAUGCAACUGACUGGGAAAUCAUUGAAAAGAAAUACAAAGAGUGGAUUCCAUUCAAUCAGAAGAAAUUGAGUUUGAUGCAAAGAAUAAGGAUUCCAUUGUUAAAGACAAAUUAAUAAUUACACAGAUACAAGUUGACUGCGACGACAACGAUUGACCAAUACGAACUGUUUCUACGAGUAUUAAAAUAUAAAACUGAAAUUUUGCAACAGGUUCAUUCACUUUACAUGAUCGUCGAUAGUCGAUAUUUUAUUGAAUUUUAUACACGAGUACCUACUUAGAUAGCUUCUUUUAAUAGGUAUGCAGGCGCCAACUU
Planococcus citri (citrus mealybug) is the source of this 1679-nucleotide messenger RNA. RefSeq lists its product as uncharacterized. NCBI's taxonomy places the organism in Eukaryota, Metazoa, Arthropoda, Insecta, Hemiptera, Pseudococcidae. The record is from RefSeq and is a predicted model, not a curated record. The transcript has 4 exons. The coding region runs from base 142 to 1479 and encodes 445 amino acids.